GGCCUGUCUGACGUCACGAUGACACCACCGGAAGUUGCGUCAGCUGAUAGCAGGAGAAACACAUCAGCCUCCAGCGAUCAAAGCACAGGAUGUCUGCCUACCCCAAAUCCCACAAUCCUUUCGCCGAUGAUGAUGAUGAAGAGGACUCGAAGCCUCGAAGAGGCUUUAACUUUGAGGACGAUCCGGAGGAGAGUUCGCUGAGUCCGGCGGAGAGACGGCAGAGACAGCUGCAGCAGGAAGUGAUGCGCACAGCGCAGUCGGCCGUGGACAGCAGCCACCGCUCGCUCGGCCUCAUCUACGAAUCGGAGAAAGUCGGAGCCGAGACGGCGGAGGAACUGAUUCGUCAGGGUGAGGCUUUGAAGAGGACAGACAGGAUGAUUGACAACAUGGAGCAGGACAUGAGGACGAGCCAGAGGCACAUAAACACCAUUAAGAGUGUGUGGGGUGGCAUGGUCAACUAUUUCAAAGGCAACCCUGAACCUCCCAAACCUGCUCAAAAGGAGCAGCCCGUGUCCUACGAGGCCAACAGCAGGUUACAGAACGCGCUUGUGGAGAGCAAACAGCAGGAAGACAAAUAUCAAGCCAGCCAUCCCAACCUCAGGAAACUGGACACAUCUGGAUUCGGAGCGUCUGCUUCGCUGGAUAACGGGCCGUCCGAUCAGAACGGGUAUCCCAAGAACACACAUCUACGGGCCGCCCAUCAACAGCUGGACAGUAACCUCGAUGAAAUGUCGAUGGGUCUGGGUCGUCUGAAGAACCUGGGUCUGGGGCUGCAGGCCGAGAUCGACGACCAGGACGUUUCUCUGGACGCUUUGCUCAAUAAGGUCGACACGAUGGACGGCAAGAUCGGCUCCACCAACCGGCAGCUCAAAAACCUCAAAUAGACUCCCAGAGUGAUGUCAUUUCCUGGAGGUGUGGCCGAGGUGAUCCAAAACAUUUCUGGUUUUCUCUCCAAGGGAAGUGUGUGUUUAUGCGUUUGCUAUGCAUAUGAGAAAAGAUUAGAAGAAACAUGGGGUGGUUUAUUAAGAAGUUAAGCACUCAUUUCAAUUCUGCCUUCAGUUAAUCGUCACUUAUUUGAACUGGAUUGUACAUAAGCUUAAAGAUGAAAAUGUUACCUGUAAGAAAAGUAUGUUAGAGCCAUUUCAGUCAAUGCUUUCUGAAUCAACAAAUACCUUGCACUCUUUAACUGAACACAACUGUAAUAUGACCUAGUUUAGAAAUGAUAUUCCCAUGAGAAAUCUGCCUUCAUCAGACACUUUUAUAAUGGUGUAUCCUUGUUUUCCAUGUGUAUAGCACGUGUAUACAGGUUAUCAGAAACAUUUUUGUUUUCAGAUGUCGACUGAUUCUCAUGGCACUGUCGUUGCAUUUCACCACAGUCUAUAGAUGAGUGAGUCACUAUUGUGAAUGCAACCCACAAAAUAUCCUCUAACCUAAGGACGAAUUUGAUAUUUUUCUUUUGUUAUUUUCCUUUUUGGGUAUAUAUUAGGGUGGCUUUGUAUGAAAUACCAGACUGAAAAUCUGUGAACGUUUCACUAUUGUUUCUGCAUCUGUAAAUCAAAUGUUGUACUCCUAUUAAAGCUGAAUGACAUAUGUGAACAUAAAUAAACU
Sinocyclocheilus anshuiensis is the source of this 1608-nucleotide messenger RNA. It is a transcript of the gene snap29, whose product is annotated as synaptosome associated protein 29. NCBI's taxonomy places the organism in Eukaryota, Metazoa, Chordata, Actinopteri, Cypriniformes, Cyprinidae. Gene Ontology annotation, biological process: synaptic vesicle fusion to presynaptic active zone membrane; synaptic vesicle priming; exocytosis. The coding region runs from base 90 to 884 and encodes 264 amino acids. The record is from RefSeq and is a predicted model, not a curated record. Gene Ontology annotation, cellular component: plasma membrane; SNARE complex. The transcript has 6 exons. Gene Ontology annotation, molecular function: syntaxin binding; SNAP receptor activity.